Messenger RNA from Lactuca virosa, 1761 nucleotides. The record is from the annotation of a GenBank genome assembly. NCBI's taxonomy places the organism in Eukaryota, Viridiplantae, Streptophyta, Magnoliopsida, Asterales, Asteraceae.
AUGAAGCCAAUUUCUUCACAUUCUUCCUCUCUUUCUCAUUUCGCCUCACAAUCAAACCAAACCCACCUCGAACCUUUGAUUUCAGUCAUCAAAUCCACUACCCAAAGAACCCAAUUGCUUCAAAUCCAUGCGUACCUCCUUCGCACUUCGCUCCUUCAAGAAUCCACCUUUUCUGUCCCUUUUCUAAACCGUAUAUCCCUGCCUCCUAUUCAAAAUUUAAACUAUUCUCUCCAAAUAUUCUCUCAGAUUCUAAAUCCAAAUGUCAUGCACUAUAACACCAUGAUCAGAGCUUAUUCAAUGAGCAUUCAUCCGGAGAGAGGGUUUUAUGUCUACCGUGAUAUGAUCCGGCAAGGUAUACGUCCCAAUCCUCAAUCUUCUUCUUUCGUUACCAAGUCUUGUAUACGAAGUUCAUCUUUAUUCAGAGGGUUGCAGAUUCACGCUAGGAUUUUCAGAGAUGGGCAUCAUUCCGAUACCCUUCUGCUCACUACUUUGAUGGACUUCUAUUCAAGUAGUGGCAACUCCAACAACGCACACAAGGUGUUCGAUGAAAUGCCUCAACGAGAUACAAUCGCAUGGAACGUAUUGAUUUCAUGUUAUACCCGUAACAACAGGACCCGUGAUGCAUUACACCUGUUUGACACAAUGCAGAGCCAAGAACACAAGUGCAAACCAGAUGAUGUCACCUGUUUGCUAACACUUCAAGCUUGCUCAAAUCUAUGUAUGCUUGAAUUUGGUGAACGAGUCCAUGAAUAUAUCAAACACCAUGGCUACAAUCAAUCUCUAAAUCUUUGUAAUUCUCUUGUAUCAAUGUAUUCCAAAUGUGGAGACUUGAAAAAAGCAUAUGAAGUAUUUCAAGAUAUCCCAAAUAAAGAUGUGGUUUCUUGGACUUCAAUGAUCUCUGGUUUUGCAAGUAGUGGUUAUGGACAAGAAGCAAUCAAUGUUUUUAAAGAAAUGGUGAAAACGGGUAUUCCACCAGAUGAACAAACAUUCACUGCUUUACUUUCUGGGUGUAGUCAUUCAGGGCUAAUUAAUGAAGCAAGAUUCAUUUUUGAUCAAAUGGAAAAACAAUUUAAUGUAACACCUAAUAUUCAUCAUUACGGGUGUAUAGUUGAUCUCAUGGGUCGUGUUGGAUUACUUGAAGAUGCAUAUAAUCUCAUAAUUUCAAUGAAUUGUACACCCGAUGCUACAAUAUGGAGGACUUUACUUGGAUCUUGUAAAUUACAUUCCCAUUUUGACCUUGGAGAACGUGUGAUUAACCAUUUGAUUGAACUCAAAGGUCAAGAAGCGGGUGAUUAUAUUCUACUUUUGAAUAUUUACCAUUCAAUUGGGAAUUUUGAGAAAGUGAUGGAAAUAAGGAAAUUAAUGAAAGAAAAAGGGAUUCAAACAACUCCUAGUGCUAGUACAAUUGAAAUUAAAGGGGAAAUACAUGAGUUUAGAGUUGAUGAUACUUUGCAUUUGAGGAUUAGUGAAGUUUAUGAGAAGUUGGAUGAGAUUGAGAAGCAAUUGAAAAUUGGGGGGUAUGUUGAGGAAAUAGGUGGAAAAGGAAGGUACCAUAGUGAAAAAUUGGCUAUGGCUUUUGGGGUUUUGGUGACUCCACCUAGAACGAAAUUGAGAGUGGCGAAGGACUUGAGGAUUUGUGUUGAUUGUCAUAAUUUUGCGAAGGUGUUUUCGGGGGUUUAUGAUAGAGAGGUUGUUAUAAGAGAUCGUAUGAGGUUUCAUCAUUUUAGGGAAGGUAGAUGUUCAUGUAAUGAUUUUUGGUGA